Molecule: messenger RNA, 915 nt
Organism: Rotaria sp. Silwood2
Lineage: Eukaryota; Metazoa; Rotifera; Eurotatoria; Philodinida; Philodinidae
Source: the annotation of a GenBank genome assembly
AUGACAUUUGACGGCAACUCCAGCACCACUCGUGAUGUGAAUGCUACUUUAAUCUACAGCAAAGCCCUGCCUUCCAACAGUAUAUCAGAACAUUGGUUCAUUAACAUCAAUGCUUCGAAUAAUGGAGAGCGCGAAAAGAACUUUGAAGUUGAACCCGUCCAGACCACCAUACAUGACAUACGAGGCUAUGAAUCGGACACACACAUCGACGUCACCGGCUUCCAAGCCCUUCAUUCGCCAAGCACAGUCGAUGCCGAUCUUAUUCUCAAUGGGACAGAAGAACAAGUAAAAGAAGCAUAUUAUGGUGAGGUCGAAAAAUUGCUAAAACGUGUCACAGGCGCCAAUCACGUUGUUUUCUUCGAUCAUACCGUACGUAAAGUGAGACCAGGUGAGUUGGAUGAUUCCCCAUCGAAGCGUCAGCCUGUACAACGGGUGCACGUUGAUCAAACACCUAUUAGUGCUCAUAUGCGAGUGCAACGACAUGCAUCAAACGUUCCAUGGAAGCGCUUUCAAUUGAUUAAUGUAUGGCGACCGUUGAAAAACCCUGUAUACGAUUAUCCACUCGCUGUGGCUGAUUUUCGUAGUAUCAAUGUAGUCAACGAUCUUAUUCCAACAACACUUAUCUAUCCACCUCCGUUGCCGAAUGGAGAAACCUAUUCUAUUGUUCACAAUCCCCAACAUCGAUGGUGUUACUGGUCAAAGAUGACACCGGAUGAGGUGAUGCUUUUGAAAUGCUAUGAUAGCGCUAGUCGAGCUCUCUCAACGGUGAAAACAAGUGCAGCUCAAGUGGACGAGGCAUUAUUGAGAGAUGUGGCUGGUCUGGCGCCCCACACUGCAUUCUACGAUGCUCAAGGUGCAAAGGAAGGACCAACUAGAAACUCGGUAGAAGUGCGAGCUCUUGUUUUUUACAAUUAA